GUUCAGUAAAGGAGGCUGCAGAGUGUACAUGAAGUGCUGAUACACAACCACACGCUGAGCAGAGCUCUGCAGAGAGAGUGCAGGUUAAAAAGUGCAGAAACACGGUGAAGAUGAAGUUUGAGAACAUCCUGGAGGACAUCAACGGUUUUGGGCCUUUCCAAAUCAUCAUCAUCGUGCUGCUGUGCACCCCACGGAUCGUCCUGCCCUGUCACUUCCUGUUGAAUAACUUCAUCGCUGCGCUGCCUCCUCACCGCUGUGACAUCAGCUCUCUGGAUGACGGAGGACUCUUCAGAAACCUCACCCAGCAGCAGAGACUGACCGUCAGCCUGCCCGUACAGGAUGAUGGAGGCCCCAGGUCCUGUGAGAUGUUUUCAGAGCCACAGUUUCAGCUGCUGGCGAACGGCUCCAAACUCUUUGAGCCGACAACGGUGCCGUGUCAGAGCGGAUGGGUUUACGACAACUCCACCUUCAGCUCCACCCUGGCAACAGAGUGGGAUCUGGUGUGUGACAGAAAAAGCCUGACACAAACCACCAGCUCCAUCUUCUUCUUUGGAGUGAUGAUCGGCUCCAUAGCGUUUGGAUUCCUCUCUGACAUGUACGGGAGGAGAAACACUCUUCUGGCCUCGUACAUCAUGGCCGGCGUGUUCGGCUUCUCCAGCGCGUUUGCAAACUCAUACGUUCUGUUUGCAGUGCUCCGAUUCUUCACCGGGUUCGGACUGACCGGGAUCGGCAUAAACUCGUUAGUUCUCAGCAUUGAGUGGGUGGACACGGAUCACCGUUCGUUCAUCGGGGUGAUCGGCAGUCUGUCCUGGUCAGUGGGGAACAUGCUGCUGGCUGCGUUUGCCUACCUGGUGAACGACUGGAGGAGCCUCACCAUGACCGCCACUGCCCCACUGGGAUUCGCAAUCCUGACCUGGUGCUGGAUUCCUGAGUCUGCUCGCUGGCUGUUGGCUCACGGUAAAGUGGAGAAGGCCAAGUUUUACCUCGACAAAUGUGCCAGGUUCAACAAGAGAGGAGAUCUGUCGGCCAAAAUACAACUGGAGACACUGUCCAGCAUAGAAGACGCGGGAAAUAAGGACAAAAACUACUCAUACCUCGACCUCGUCAAGACCCCGAAGAUGAGGAAACUAACUCUGCUCACUGGCAUUGUGUGGUAUGGCGUUGCCUCCACCUAUUACGGCAUCAGUCUGAACAUUGGCGCCUUGGGUUUGAACAUAUACCUGACACACUUCAUCUACGCUGCCAUCGAGGUCCCCGCCAAGCUGAUGAUCUACUGCUGCCUCAACGUCAUCGGGCGGAGGAAGUGCCAGGUGGGAACGCUGCUGCUGACGGGACUCUGCAUCGCCAUAAACAUCUUUCUACCUCAAGAUAUGUGGCAACUGCGAAGUAUUGUCGCCAUUCUGGGAAAAGGUCUGUCAGAAGCUGCCUUCACAACAGCCUUCCUCUACACGACGGAGCUUUACCCCACAGUCGUCAGGCAAAAUGGUCUGGGCUACACCAGCUUCAUCAGUCGUCUGGGGAUCUCGGUGGCUCCGCUGAUCUUGCUGCUGGAGGACGUGUGGACUCCUCUUCCUCAGGUCAUCAUCUGCUCCGUGGCAUCUGCCUCCGGCCUGGUGGCCCUGCUGCUCCCAGAGACCCUGAAGCAGAGGCUGCCGGAGACCAUCGAGGACGUUGAGAAACCACUGUUGGUGAAUUAAACCCAGCAUGUGUGGAACGUGAGGAGGGGUUGGCGCCAUCUGGUAGUGGUAGUGAGGAUGACAUACAGUGGGAACAGGACUUUUUCAUCAUGGAAGCGUUUGGAGGUCUACUUUCAAACCUGUUCAUCAACAUCAAAUGCAAUGCAGAUAAACGGAAGAGAAAAUAAAUAUAAAGAAGAUGCAAUCAAACCCCAAAGGCACAUUUAUCAUUACCACCUGCUCUAUAUGAGAUGAAGCACCGCCCCUCACGUGCACAUCUCCAAAUAUGGCUUCACCCAUGUGCAUUAUUAGGCCCCGCCUCUCUUCCAGUUUACGUGAUGAGAUUGGCCUGAGAUCACAUGACCCUAUCACCCGGCCCACAUCUGCAGUGUGUGUGUGUGUGUGUGUGUGUGUGUGUGUGUGUGUGUGUGUUGUUGUGCUCUUUGUCAUGUGCUCUCCUCUCUGAUGACCCUGAUGAAGGUCAAAGCCGAGCAGUCUGAUGCUGAAGUUUCCUCAGGAUUAUGUGAUGUAAAUACUGAAAUUUUAUAAGAUCAUGACACACGUGUUGGACUCAUAUGUUGGUAAUGUGACUUAUGUAGGUGAUAAGGAUAUGAACUGACAGGGAUGAUGGUUGCAGAUUUGCUUAAAUAACUACAAAUCCCGAAUGCAACCCUUCUGUAUCCUGUUACUGUAAUCUGUUACAUGUUUCUAUGCAUUUUACUUGAGAAAUAAACCAGUUAAUAAAUAC
Eleginops maclovinus (Patagonian blennie) is the source of this 2424-nucleotide messenger RNA. Its product is annotated as solute carrier family 22 member 7-like. Gene Ontology annotation, molecular function: transmembrane transporter activity. NCBI's taxonomy places the organism in Eukaryota, Metazoa, Chordata, Actinopteri, Perciformes, Eleginopidae. Gene Ontology annotation, cellular component: membrane. The coding region runs from base 111 to 1697 and encodes 528 amino acids. The record is from RefSeq and is a predicted model, not a curated record. Gene Ontology annotation, biological process: transmembrane transport. The transcript has 10 exons.